Messenger RNA from Rubroshorea leprosula, 1049 nucleotides. The record is from the annotation of a GenBank genome assembly. Lineage: Eukaryota; Viridiplantae; Streptophyta; Magnoliopsida; Malvales; Dipterocarpaceae.
GUGUGGUUCUUUUGCUUGUUUCCUCUUGUCUUGCCAUGGAGUACUAUGAAGCUUAAAUGGGAAGGCCUUUCUUGCAUUCUUCUAUGGAUGGGAGCUCAAACCCAUUGGUUGAUGUGGGGUUACCUGCUUGAGUUUGGAGGCAAUAAGGUUUUUCUACAGCUUUGGGUGGCUAGCUUAAUUUUUAUGGCUGCUAAUACGUUUGUCAUGAUAAUGACUAUCUGGCAUCAUAGAUACUCCCCACUAUUUAAAUGCCUUGCAAAGUCCAAGAAUUCUGUGAAAAUUGAGUGAGGAAAUGACCCUGCAACCAUUGUGGAUUUGGGGAUUCCCUUUGUUUAACUAAGGUUUUGACAUUAAUCCUAUUAGAACAUUUGACUAACCAUGUGAAAUUUAAUUUGCAGCAAUUAAUUUUUCUGUCAAGAUUGUUGUAGCAAUUUGAGGGUACUGUGCUUGUAACUCUAUGUAGAUUAGCUUGUAGAAACAGGUGGUAGAGGGUUGAAACCAUUGAUGUUUAGCAAGCAUAAUCAAAUUAUAUCUUUUGUUAGUUUCUGGUAUUUUGUUUUUGAUUAUUAGUCCAGAGAAAAGAGUUCCAUCGCCCAUCCUUAAUUACCUACCAUAAACGAUCAAUAAAUUUCCCUUAUUCUCUUGUGGUCAUAGUUUCUGCCCCAUUACUUAAUAGAAGGAAUGCAGCAGGCAAGUGAGUGAUACAGGAACAUGCAUGCUUCAGGUUUCUUUGAUCCUAUCAUUCUGCAUUGGUGAGCUUGAAAGUGCUUUGAAGGUUCGUUCUAACCCUUUAAAAUCCAGUCUUGUAAUUGUGCCCCAAUUGUAUGUCUUGCUAGAAAAAUUUUCAUUGCCGUAACUUUCUCAGAGAUGUGUGUUUAUAAAUAGAAGUUAAAUUAAGCUGAAGGAAACAGCUGAUGGUUAUGUUUAUUUUCCCAUUGAAGAACAGUCUCGAGUCAAAGUUUUCAUACUGAGAUAAUUCAGCAUUCACACUGUUGUAUCACUGCUGUUUCUUUGGGAUCCAUCUGUACUGGUGUCUGAAAUUUAUUUAU